Rotaria socialis is the source of this 1002-nucleotide messenger RNA. Lineage: Eukaryota; Metazoa; Rotifera; Eurotatoria; Philodinida; Philodinidae. The record is from the annotation of a GenBank genome assembly.
AUGCCUCGAAACGUUGAAAUAAAAGCGUCCAUUGAUGAUCAUAUUAAUAAUAUAAUAGAACGAAUUCGACCAUUUGCUGAUGGUCCUCCACGUUAUUUUACUCAGAAUGAUACGUUUUUCAAUUGCCCAUCAGGCGGACGACUUAAAUUACGCAUAGAACAAGAUAGUCCAGCUCAAUUAAUUUAUUAUGAACGAAAUGAUAUAGCAUCAUUGUCCAUUCCUAAACUUUCGAAUUAUUCGAUUGCACCUGUUUCUCAUCCAAAUGAAUUAAAAUUUUAUGAUCCUCAAAUGUCCGGUUCUAUUGAUGGAACUGAUUUAAUACCACAUGAUCGAGCUAUAGAUCGUGCUUAUCAAUCAAACUACAAACGUCCACGCUGCUCUUCAUCAUUUUUUAUUGGUCAUAUUCCACCAUCUUGUGCCGAACAUGAUCUAGCACAAAUAUUUCCAAAUGCAACUCGUAUUAAUCUCAUACGGGAUAUUGUUACAUGUGAACCGCGAGGCUAUGCUUUUCUUGAUGGAAAUAUUGAUAGAGACAAAGAAUAUAAAUUUAAUGGGCAUCUACUGUUCAUUGAAGAUACUGCUUCAAAGAAUAUUUUUGGUUGGAAACCAAGACGAUGUGGAGGUGGUUUAGGAGGAAAGAAACAGUCUGGUCAAUUAAGAUUUGGAGGAAGUCAAAGACCAUUCAAAAAGCCGUUUCAUGUGACAGAACAAGAUGUUUUAUCAUUGUCAUUGGGUGGAAUACGUGGACAAGUUGAUAAACAUCGAACAUUAUUUCUGACAGGUCAUGGACAAACACGAAUACAUAUUGAUCAAGUUAAAGGCUUUGAAUCAACAAUCUUCAUUGAACUUGAAGUUAUUUUACGCGAUGAUCAAACACCUGAACACGGACAAUUGAUUGCUAAAGAAUUAUGUGAAAAAAUAGGCAUUCAAGAAGAAAAUCAUAUAAAGUGUGCUUAUAUUGAUUUAUUAUUGAAGAAAGAUUCUCAAAACGAUUGUCAUUAA